Molecule: messenger RNA, 1444 nt
Organism: Strigops habroptila (Kakapo)
Lineage: Eukaryota; Metazoa; Chordata; Aves; Psittaciformes; Psittacidae
Gene: GDF7
Product: growth differentiation factor 7
Exons: 2
Coding region: 148-1398 (416 amino acids)
Biological process (GO): BMP signaling pathway; SMAD protein signal transduction
Cellular component (GO): extracellular region
Molecular function (GO): growth factor activity; cytokine activity
Source: RefSeq, a predicted model, not a curated record
CGGCCGGCAGGGGGCGCUUCCGCGGCGGCGGGCGGCGGCGGCGGCGGCGGCGGCGGCGGCGGCGGCGGGCGAAGACGAUGUUCAAAAGCGGGCGGGGAGCGGCGGCGGCAGCAGCACAGCGCCGAGCACCGGCACCGGGCCGCCGCCAUGCGCCUCCGCGCCGCCGCCGCCCUCUGCCUCUGCCUGCUGGGCGCCUGCCGCCUCCGCCGCGGGCUGGAGGCCGCCGCUGUGCGCGGCCCGUCGGCGGCCGCUCCCCAGCGACCCUCGGCAGCCGCGCCUUCCUCCGCCUCCUCCUCCUCCUCCUCCGCCGCCGCCUCCCCCUUCUCCUCCCCGCCGCGGAGGGACGGGGCUCUCCGCAACGGCACCGUGGUGCCGCACCACUACAUGGUGGCCCUCUACCAGCGCCUGGCUGCCCGCCGCGCCCCCGGCCGCCGCGCCGACACCGUGACGGGCUUCGCGGAGUGGGCGCGCAGCGAUUCCUCCCCGGCCGCCCUCGAGCAGCGGUACCUCUUCGACAUCUCCAGCCUGCCCGACACGGAGGAGGUGACGGGUGCGGAGCUGCGGAUCCUGCGCGCCCUCCCCGAAAACCGGAGCUUGGCCCUGUCCCCCGAAGGCACGUUCCACCACCUCCUCCUCUCCACCUGCCCGAGCCAGGACGGUGAGGAGCCCAGGCUGCUGGACUACAGGGCUGCAGACGUUUUGGAUGGGGGCUCCUCCAGGUGGGAGGUGUUUGAUGUCUGGGAAGCCCUGCGGGAUUGGAGGGAGAGGUCUCUCUGGGGCAAGCUGCUGUGCUUCCUGCUGAGGAUCGUCUCGGAUGAGUCGAGGCGGCUUCUGCCCCCCCGGCAGCUGGGGUUCAGCAAGCCCCGGCCGCAGCCUCACGAGAGAGCCCUGCUCGUGGCCUUCUCCCACACCCAGAGGAAGGAGAACCUCUUCAAGGAGAUCCGGGAUAAGAUCAAGGCCCUGGGCAGCACCCCCUUCCUGGAGCCUCCUGAUCCCGGCCGGGAGGCGUUCCCCACGCGGAGGAAGAGACGGACCACCAUCGCCGCCCGGACUGGGGGCAGAGGCCACGGGAAGAAGGCGAAGACCCGCUGCAGCAGGAAGCCCCUGCAUGUGAACUUCAAGGAGCUGGGCUGGGACGACUGGAUAAUUGCCCCCCUGGAUUACGAGGCGUACCACUGCGAGGGGGUCUGCGACUUCCCCCUGCGCUCCCACCUGGAGCCCACCAACCACGCCAUCAUCCAGACCCUGAUGAACUCCAUGGACCCGGAGUCCACCCCCCCCAGCUGCUGCGUGCCCUCCAAGCUCAGCCCCAUCAGCAUCCUCUACAUAGACUCUGGGAACAAUGUGGUUUACAAACAGUACGAGGACAUGGUCGUGGAGACGUGUGGCUGCAGGUAGCAAUUUCUGCAGCUCUCCCCCUCACAUCCCUGCCCUGCCCAGCCCA